AUGUAUCGGGCCUUAUCUCUGACCUUAGCCAUCACUCUGGCCAAUGCCUCUAUACUUCCACGUCAAACCACGACACUCCAACCCACGCCGUCCGGAAGCUCAGCUCCGGAAAACCCAAUAGCCCGCCCCUGUAUCGCAGAGGGCGCUAUCUGCCUGGACAAGCAUGCCGCUAAUCUCCCAUACCCCUUCUACCGCGAGUGCCCCAACGGCCGAGAGAUCUCUAUGUACGGAGACACAGAAGUGCCCGGAGAUGCCUCAUGGAAACAGGUAUCAACAGCCGACUUCAUUGUCUUCGAUGAAGCCCGUGCAGCUGAAGUCCUGGGAAAAUCUCCCAGCGUGGAGUUCGUCUUCUCCGUGAGCCCGAACCACAUGCACGAGUCUCCUGUCUUCGUUCCCGGCUUGAACCGAAUCUACUUCUCCCAACUCUCCACAAACCUCCCACAACAUGUCAUCGAUCUCAACCAAGAUCCUCCGACUCUGUCGGAGUUUGUCGCAGACCCGCCCAUCUACAUCCCUAACGGUGGAUUCUACCAUAAGAACAAAGUCUACUUCUCCGUGGCCGGGAGCAACGCCUCCGUUCCCGGUCAGGAGCAAAGACCCGGAAUUGUCACCUUGGACCCGGCCACCAACAAGUCCACAACGCUCCUAGACAACUACUACGGUCUGACCUUCACGGAUUGCGAUGAUAUCAUCGUUGACCCGGAGACUGGGUUCGUCUGGUUCACCGUCCCCUACUACUCCUGGUGGCUCGGCCUCGCCGACAUCCCUCCUCAACUCAAGUCAGGCACAUACCGAUUCGAUCCUGCCACAGGAUCCACAGUCAUUGUCAACGAUGAGAUGCACUCGCCCAAUGGAAUUGCACUCAGCCCCGACCGUAAGCACAUUUACAUCACCGAUACGGCUGCCGCGGGUCUCUCAGCACCAAUCGCCCCUGAAGUCCCCAGUGUCGGCGGAGCAGGAAUCCUGUACAACAUUACCGGCACACGCGCGAUCUACAAGUUUGAUCUCGUCGAUGAUGGCCGUGCUAUCAUUAACAAGAGGCCUAUCCAUUAUGAUGUCAUUGGCUCUGUCCCAGACGGACUCAAGGUCGCGCGCAAUGGAUACGUCGUCACGGCGUCGGGUAACGGAUUGAGCGUGAUGGAUCAGUACGGCGAUAUGAUCAUGCGUGUCCAGACCAACUUCAGCGUUAACAACUUCAUCUGGUCGGAUGCUAAUGAUUAUCGCGAGGUGUGGUUGGUCGGUAUGGGAGGUGUUGCUCGGCUCAAGUGGGAUCUCCAGGGACAGGAAGCUGUUUAA
Messenger RNA from Aspergillus alliaceus, 1296 nucleotides. Its product is annotated as SMP-30/gluconolactonase/LRE family protein. Lineage: Eukaryota; Fungi; Ascomycota; Eurotiomycetes; Eurotiales; Aspergillaceae. Bases 1 to 1296 code for a protein of 431 amino acids. The transcript has a single exon. The record is from RefSeq and is a predicted model, not a curated record.